This is a messenger RNA of Pecten maximus, 1101 nucleotides long. Its product is annotated as glycine-rich cell wall structural protein-like. The transcript has 10 exons. NCBI's taxonomy places the organism in Eukaryota, Metazoa, Mollusca, Bivalvia, Pectinida, Pectinidae. The record is from RefSeq and is a predicted model, not a curated record. Bases 1 to 1101 code for a protein of 366 amino acids.
AUGAACACCUACAUCUGUCUGGCUUCAUGCCUUUUGGUGGCCGUGAGCGCUGCAGGUUAUGGAAGUGGAUCCGGAAAUGGAUUUGGUAAUGGCGGCGGAAAUGGAUUCGGAAACGGAAACGGUUACGGAAACGGCAAUGGCGCCGGAAAUGGAGGAUUUGGAUUUGGACGAUAUAGAAGAGCAGGAUACGGAGGUGGUGCCGGAAGUAUGGGCGGAGGAUUUGGUGGCUCUGGAAUGGGAGGAAAAGGUGGAUUCGGAGGAAUGAACGGCGGAGGAAUGAACGGCGGUGGAUUCGGAGGAAUGAACGGCGGUGGAAUGGGAGGAAUGAACGGCGGUGGAAUGGGAGGAAUGAACGGCGGUGGAAUGGGAGGCAAAGGAGGAUUCGGAGGAAUGAACGGCGGAGGAUUCGGAGGAAUGAACGGAGGCGGAUUCGGAGGAAUGAACGGCGGUGGAAUGGGAGGCAAAGGAGGAUUCGGAGGAAUGAACGGCGGUGGAUUCGGAGGAAUGAACGGAGGCGGAUUCGGAGGAAUGAACGGCGGUGGAAUGGGAGGUGGAAUGGGCGGUGGAAAAGUUUCUUUGGACCAGGAUAUUGUGGGCGAGGAUAGUGAUGGACAAUCAUGUAAAGCCAGGAAAAUAAAAUCCCAGAAUGAACACCUACAUCUCUGUGUGUCUGGCUUCAUGCCUUUUGGUGGCCGUUAUGGAAGUGGAUCCGGAAACGGAUUUGGUAAUGGCGGCGGAAAUGGAUAUGGAAACGGUUACGGAAAUGGCAAUGGCGCCGGAAAUGGUGGAUCUGGAUUUGGACGGUAUAGAAGAGCAGGAGGAGGAUACGAAGGUGGUGCAGGAAGUAUGGGCGGAGGUUUUAGUGGCUCAGGAAUGGGAGGCAAAGGUGGAUUUGGAGGCAUGAACGGAGGUGGAUUCGGAGGAAUGAACGGAGGCGGAUUCGGAGGAAUGAACGGCGGUGGAAUGGGAGGCAAAGGUGGAUUCGGAGGCAUGAACGGAGGUGGAUUUGGAGGCAUGAACGGAGGUGGAUUUGGAGGAAUGAACGGAGGUGGAUUUGGAGGAAUGAACGGAGGUGGAAUGGGAGGUGGAAAAGGGUACUAG